Molecule: messenger RNA, 1648 nt
Organism: Pipra filicauda (Wire-tailed manakin)
Lineage: Eukaryota; Metazoa; Chordata; Aves; Passeriformes; Pipridae
Gene: RHCG
Product: Rh family C glycoprotein
Exons: 10
Coding region: 84-1487 (467 amino acids)
Biological process (GO): ammonium transmembrane transport; ammonium homeostasis
Cellular component (GO): basolateral plasma membrane; apical plasma membrane; plasma membrane
Molecular function (GO): ammonium channel activity
Source: RefSeq, a predicted model, not a curated record
CCUCUCCGACUUAUAUAUGUCCCUGGCAGUGCCCAGGCACAAGGGACACAGGCUCGCUGCUGGGCCCCUGCAGAUCCCUGUGGAUGGACAGGCCGAGGCACCAGGGCAUGGUGAAGAACACGUACAUGCGCUGGCGGCUCCCGCUCGUCUGCCUCCUCUGGGAGGUGGCCAUGAUUGUCCUCUUUGGGGUCUUUGUGCGCUUCGGCCCCGAAGCUGAUGCACACUGGGAGGAAGAGAAGCGAGAGCUGAACCUGACCAGUGACAUGGAGAAUGAUUUCUACUUCCGAUACCCAUCUUUCCAGGAUGUCCAUGUGAUGAUCUUUGUGGGCUUUGGCUUUCUCAUGACGUUCCUCAAGCGUUAUGGAUUCGGAGCUGUGGGUUUCAAUUUCCUCCUUGCUGCCUUUGGGAUCCAGUGGGCUCUCCUGAUGCAAGGAUGGUUCCACUCUUUCAAGAAUGGAAAGAUCCUCAUUGGAGUGGAGAACCUGAUCAAUGCUGAUUUCUGCGUGGGCUCUGUGUGCAUUGCCUUUGGGGCCAUCCUGGGCAAAACCAGCCCCAUACAACUCCUCGUCAUGACUUUGUUUCAAGUCACACUCUUUUCAGUGAAUGAGUACAUCCUCCUCAACCUGCUCCAUGUAAAGGACGCAGGUGGCUCCAUGACCAUUCACACCUUCGGAGCUUACUUUGGCCUCACAGUGACACGUAUCCUGUACAGACCCAACCUGGAGCAGAGUAAGGACAAGCAGGGCUCCGUGUACCACUCCGACCUCUUUGCUAUGAUCGGUACCCUGUACCUAUGGAUGUACUGGCCCAGUUUUAACUCAGCCAUUUCUGAGCACGGGGAUGCUCAGCACCGCUCGGCCAUUAACACAUACUGCUCACUGGCUGCCUGUGUCCUCACCACCAUGGCCUUCUCCAGCAUGCUGCAGAAGAAGGGCAAGCUUGACAUGGUUCACAUCCAGAACGCCACGCUGGCGGGCGGCGUGGCCGUGGGCACCAGCGCGGAGAUGAUGCUGACUCCAUACGGCUCCCUCAUUGUUGGGUCCAUCUCUGGCAUCGUGUCCACAGUGGGGUAUGUCUACUUCACGCCUUUUUUGGAGUCUAGGUUGCACAUUCAGGACACAUGUGGCAUCCACAACCUCCACGCCAUGCCAGGCCUUAUUGGUGGCAUUGUGGGGGCCAUCACAGCAGCUGCAGCUACAGAGGAUGUAUAUGGAAAGGAAGGGUUCAUCAAGGCGUUUGACUUCACUGGCGUGUACCAGACGAGGACACCCAGUGUCCAAGGAGGGUUCCAGGCGGCCGGGAUUGUGGUGUCUCUGCUGAUGGCGUUUGUCGGGGGGGCCAUUGUGGGGGGCAUCCUGAAGCUGCCCAUCUGGGGGGACGCCGCCGCCGAGAACUGCUUCGAGGACGAGGUUUACUGGGAGGUGCCGGAGGACGAGGAGAGCGACGUGUACCACAUGCACAACCCCGACAAACCCACGUCGCCCUGAGCCGCCCCCGCCCCGCCCCGCUCCUUCCCCGCCGCAGGACCGCGGGCUCCGCUCCGGGGCCGAAGGCUCGUUUACUCCCCGUGACGACGAGGGCUCUGCCCUACUCUCCUGCUUUUGUAGCGCGCUGUUGUGGAUAAAAUAAAGACGUGUUCUUCUUUCCA